AUGGAGGAACGGGGAUCCCCCGAUGGGGACCCCGCGCGGAGCCUGGAGCAGGGCCCCGAGGGGCCGGAGACGCCCAUCCAGGUGGUGCUCAGGGUGCGUCCCAUGAGCGCUGCGGAGCUGCGCCGGGGGGAGCAGAGCGCGGUGCACUGCUCGGGGACCCGGACUCUGCAGGUGAGCCCCCCGGGCGGAGGCCCCGACGUGGCGUUCCGCUUCGGGGCCGUGCUGGACGGGGCGCGCACGCAGGAGGAUGUGUUCCGGGCGAGCGGUGUGCGGCGACUCGGGGAGCUGGCGCUGCGCGGCUUCUCCUGCACCGUCUUCACCUUCGGCCAGACCGGCUCCGGGAAGACCUACACCCUCACGGGGCCUCCUCCCCAGGGCGAGGGGGUGCCUGUACCCCCCAGCCUGGCUGGCAUCAUGCAGAGGACCUUCGCCUGGCUGUUAGACCGCGUGCAGCACCUGGGCGCCCCUGUCACCCUCCACGCCUCCUACCUGGAGAUCUACAACGAGCAGGUUCUAGACUUGCUGAGCCUGGGGUCCCCCCGGCCCCUCCCUGUGCGUUGGAACAAGACUCGGGGCUUCUAUGCGGAGCAGCUGCGGGUGGUGGAGUUUGGGAGUCUGGGGGCCCUGAUGGAACUUCUGCAGAUGGGCCUCAGCCGCCGAAGGAGCUCAGCACACACCCUGAACCAGGCCUCCAGCAGGAGCCAUGCCCUGCUCACGCUCCACAUCCGCCGCCAGACCGCCCAGCAGAUGCCUCCUGGGGGUCUUGGGGAACACCCUGCCGGUGGGAAGCUGUGCUUCGUAGACCUGGCUGGCAGCGAGAAGGUGGCGGCCACCGGGUCCCGCGGGGAGCUCAUGCUUGAGGCCAACAGCAUCAACCGCAGCCUGCUGGCCCUGGGCCACUGCAUCUCUCUGCUGCUGGACUCGCGGCGGAAGCAGAGCCACAUCCCUUUUCGAGACAGCAAGCUCACCAAGCUGCUGGCGGACUCCCUGGGGGGGCGCGGGGUCACCCUCAUGGUGGCCUGCGUGUCGCCCUCCGCCCAGUGCCUUCCCGAGACCCUCAGCACCCUGCGGUACGCCAGCCGAGCUCAGCGGGUCACCACCCGGCCCCAGGCCCCCAAGUCCCCGGCGGCAAAGCAGCCCCCGCGCCUGGAAACGGAGAUCUUGCAGCUCCAGGCGGAGAACCGGCUUCUACGGUCCCAGCUGAGCCAGAUGGACCUGAAGGCCUCUGGAUUCGGCGGGACCCGCAUGGCCUGGGCCCAGCAGAACCUCUAUGGGAUGCUCCAGGAAUUCAUGCUGGAGAAUGAGAGGCUCAGGAAGGAGAAGAGCCAGCUGCAGAGCAGCCGGGACCUGGCCCGGGACGAGCAGCGUGUCCUGGCCCAGCAGGUCCAGGAGCUGGAGCGGCGCCUCCUCUCUGCCUGCUACCUCCACCAGCCCCGCCUUGGCCCAGCCCCACCAUGUCCCUGUGCGAUGGCGCCAGCUCCCUCCUGCCAUGCCCUGCCACCCCUCUGCUCCUGCCCCUGCUGCCACCUCUGCCCCCUGUGCCGAGCCCCACUGGCGCACUGGGCCUGCCCACGGAGGGAGCUCCACCUGCCCCAGGUGUUUGGCCCUAAGGCCCCCGACGGCAUUCCCCUGUCUGCCCGGCCCCCACCCUGGGUGCCCCCGUGCAGCCCUGGCUCUGCCAAGGGCCCCCAAGAGAGGAGUCACAGCGACUGGACUCAGACCCGAGUCCUGGCGGAGAUUCUCACCGAGGAGGAGGAGGUGGUGCCCUCUGCACCCCCCCUGCCCCCAGGGCCCCCGAACACGUCGCCGGUGUUGAGAGGUGGGGCCACGGUUCCAAACCUGGCCCGGAGGCUGGAGGCCCUCAGAGACCAGAUUGGCAGCUCCCUGCGCCGCGGCCGGAGCCAGCCAGCCCCGCACGAGAGCAAACGGAGCCCCAGCCGAGUCCUCCCUCCCUGCUGA
This is a messenger RNA of Pipistrellus nathusii (Nathusius's pipistrelle), 1959 nucleotides long. NCBI's taxonomy places the organism in Eukaryota, Metazoa, Chordata, Mammalia, Chiroptera, Vespertilionidae. The record is from the annotation of a GenBank genome assembly.